Molecule: messenger RNA, 564 nt
Organism: Bolinopsis microptera
Lineage: Eukaryota; Metazoa; Ctenophora; Tentaculata; Lobata; Bolinopsidae
Product: ribulose-phosphate 3-epimerase-like
Exons: 4
Coding region: 27-488 (153 amino acids)
Biological process (GO): pentose-phosphate shunt, non-oxidative branch; carbohydrate metabolic process
Cellular component (GO): cytosol
Molecular function (GO): metal ion binding; D-ribulose-phosphate 3-epimerase activity
Source: RefSeq, a predicted model, not a curated record
UCCCUGACAGGGUCAUAAUCUGCCACAUGCUCGUCCUCAACCCAGAAAGGUUUGUCGAGCAGUUUGCCCAGUCAGGGUGUGACUGUUUUGUGUUCCAAAUCGAGAAAACAGACAGUUCUUCAGUUGGUGAGCUCAUCGCAAAAAUCAGGGAGUCAGGAAUGAAGGUGGGAGUUGGUCUAUCCCAGGAGCAGGAGGUGUCCUCGAUAAAGGAAAUCAUCUCUGAUCUGGAUAUGGUUCACAUCUCAUGUGGAGAUCCCUGUGACGACGAAGUUCCCUUCAACCCUGUCAUGUUGAAUAAGGUGGCGGAAGUGAGGAAGCUGAACAAAAAGAUACUGAUCGAAGUUGAGGGAAACGUGACAAGCGUUGAAAUGACAGGGGCUGUCGAGAAGGGAGCUAAUCUGGUUGUGAGUGGGUACAAAGGAUCUGACACUCUCACUGAAUUUAAGGACAUGAGGUUCAUUGUCAACAAGUUCAAAUACGGACUAUGAUUAAUUUUUCUUUUAGGUUUCAUAGAUGGACAACUAUAUUAGCGGUGAUUACAUUUCAAAAUAGUUUGAAGAGACG